AGCAGGCGCUGAGUUCGGGCUCAUACUCGGAGAGGGGCUGAGCUGCACAGACCCCAGCGCGGUGCGCGCCGUGUUUCCUCCCCGCUUUGUAGACAAGCCUCGCCGCUCUAAAAAAGUCAGACUGUCCGCGUUCAGCCGAAAACUUUGAGUUUUGGAUUAUUGUGUUGUAGUUUUCUCUAAACUUUGGACUACUGGUUACGCUUUCUUCUCGGCCGUUUUCCAGGUAUGCCUGUGGCCCUCAGUGAGUCUCUGGACACGUAACCAGAGGAUUUUCUGCUGUCAUGGCUUCGCCGGUGGCUCAGCUGUUUCCUGUCUCAGUAAUCACACUUCUGGCUGUGCUGGUGUCAUCAGAGGAGCAUGAGUGGCACUUUAACCCAGCUCAGUGUCGAUACGCCCUGGGGAUGGAGGAUGGCACCAUCCCAGACUCUGACAUCACCGCCUCCAGCGCCUGGUCAGACUCCACCGAGGCCAAACAUGGAAGGUUGAGCACCGGAGAAGGAGACGGAGCGUGGUGUCCAGCUGGACCAGUCUUCCCCAGUGGAUCGGAAUACCUUCAGGUUGACCUUCAUAAACUCCAUUUCCUGGCUCUGGUUGGCACCCAGGGUCGCCAUGCCGACGGCCUGGGUCAGGAGUUCGCCCGUAGUUAUCGGCUACGCUACUCCAGAGACGGACAAAAAUGGAUCACCUGGAAAGACCGCUGGGGACAAGAGGUGGUGUCAGGUAAUGAGAACACCUAUGAUGUUGUGCUGAAAGACCUCGGUCCCCCCAUCGUGGCCCGCAUGGUCCGCUUCUACCCCCUGGCUGACCGGGUGAUGAGUGUUUGCCUUCGGGUGGAGCUCUACGGUUGUGUGUGGAAUGAUGGGCUGAAGGCGUACACGGCUCCAGCGGGUCACGUCAUGAGCCUGCCUGGCAUGCACGUCUAUCUGAACGACUCCACUUACGACGGGAGUGUGGAACAAGGGAUGAACUUCGGAGGUCUGGGCCAGCUUUGCGAUGGCGUCCUGGGAGGAGACGACUUCACAGAAACAAAGGAGCUGAGGGUGUGGCCGGGUUAUGAUUACGUUGGCUGGAGUCGGGAAGCCCUCGGGCAAGGCAGCGUGGAUAUAGAGUUCCAUUUUGAGAAACCGAGACUCUUCAACAACAUGCAGGUGCACAGCAACAACCGCCACACGCAAGGUGUUCGAGUUUUCGGCAAGGUGGAGUGUCUGUUUAAGCCCGGCCUCCUCCAGCCCUGGUCCUCUCCUGGCCUCACCCUGCCCGUUCCCCUGGAGGAUCUAAAGGACCCGUCUUCACGACCCAUCUCCCUCCCACUGGAAGGUCGGCUGGCUCAGAUCCUCCGCUGCAAAUUCUACUUUGCAGAUCGCUGGCUGCUCAUCAGUGAGAUAUCCUUCCUCUCUGAGGACGCCAGAGACGCAGAUUCAGUUCCUCAUAAUCAUACGAAGCUUCCAGACUCCGAUCCCUUUUCUUCUAUAAACGUCACCUCCUCUGUUUCCACACCGAGCCACAGCUCCUUCAGCACCACCUCCAGGCCUUCUGAUCCCUUUCCCGCCACCAUCACGAUGGACACCACUGGUAACUGGACUCUGUCAGGAAGAAAAUUCGCUGCCAUCACUCCGAGGGCGGGAUUUCCUGUAGCCAAAGAUGACAGCAGCAACACGGCUAUUCUGAUUGGCUGCCUGGUCGGCAUCAUCCUGUUGCUCCUGGCUGUGAUCGCGGUUAUUCUUUGGAGGCAGUACUGGAAAAAGAUUCUUGGCAAGGCUCAAGGAAGCCUGUCCAGUGACGAGCUCAGAGUCCACCUGUCAGUCCCGUCAGACAACGUGGUCAUCAACAACACGCAUAGCUACUCCAGCCGCUACCAGCGCAUACACACGUUCCCUGACGACCGCGAGCCGGACAGGGAUGCGGAGGGAGAGUAUCAGGAGCCCAGCGCUCUGCUCAGGCCAAGGGAUCAAAGGGACAGCACAGCCUUGCUGUUAAACGUCCCAGCCUAUCACCUCCUCCUACCAGAUCACAGAAAAGGAUGCAGAGCCCUAGUGGUCCCGAGCUCCACACAGGCUCAAGAAAAGAGGCUGAAUGUGCCCCAGGCGUGUGGGUUGGACUUGGACAUGGAGAAAGGUUUCGCCUCCGCACAAGAAGAGCCGCCUCCCUAUCCUGGGUCUCCUCCUUACCCGUCUUUGUCUCCACCUGUCUCUCCCCCUCUUCCUCCAAGUGUCCCCCACUAUGCAGAGGCAGACAUAGUGAGUCUGCAGGGUGUGAGCGGGAACAACACCUACGCCGUACCUGCCCUGGCCUCCUCCAGUCCGGGGGCCGACGCCACCCCUCUACCCGAGCUGCAGCGCCAGUGCCUCGUCUUCAAGGAGAAGCUGGGAGAGGGACAGUUUGGGGAGGUGCACCUGUGUGAAAUCGAAAACCCCCAGGACCUUCCAAACUUGGAGUUCCCCUUUAAUGUGAGGAAAGGUCGCCCUCUGCUGGUGGCUGUGAAGAUACUGCGCCCAGACGCAUCUAAGAAUGCCAGGAAUGACUUCCUGAAAGAGGUGAAGAUCCUGUCUCGUUUGAAGGACCCAAACAUCAUCCGGCUGCUGGGCGUGUGUGUGAGCAGCGAUCCCCUCUGCAUGGUCACUGAGUACAUGGAGUGUGGAGACUUGAACCAGUAUCUGUCCCAGCGAGUUCUACUGGACAAAACUGGGCCUUUACACAACACGCCCACCAUCAGUUACCCAGCCCUCAUCUCCAUGGCCAGCCAGAUUGCAUCGGGAAUGAAGUUCCUGUCGUCCCUCAACUUUGUGCACAGAGAUCUGGCCACUCGUAACUGUCUAGUCGGGGGUGAGAAGGGUGAGAGCGGAGAUGAUCAAGGCAGCGAGCGUCACAUCAAGAUAGCAGACUUUGGCAUGAGCAGAAACCUGUAUGCUGGAGACUACUACAGGAUUCAGGGCAGAGCCGUGCUGCCGAUACGAUGGAUGGCCUGGGAGUGCAUACUCAUGGGUAAGUUCACCACUGCCAGUGACGUGUGGGCCUUUGGGGUCACUCUGUGGGAGAUGCUGAGCGUUUGUCAGGAGCAGCCAUACUCCAACCUCACAGAUGAACAAGUCAUCGACAACGCUGGCGAGUUUUUCAGAGACCAGGGCAGACAGGUAUAUCUGAGCCGACCAGCUGUGUGUCCUCAGGGUCUCUAUGAACUCAUGUUGAGCUGCUGGAACAGAGAUUGCAAGCUCCGCCCAUCGUUCGCCUACAUCCACUCCUUUCUCACGGAGGACGCCAUGAACAUGGUUUAAAGUUUAAAAGCAAGGAAGGAUGGGGUGAAGACUUGUUUGCUCACUCAUCUGCGAGAUGAUGGGUGUGGGUGUGUUCACAGGAGGAGCAGGAUGCUGGAUUUUGUAUUUUGUACUUUUCAGGUGGAUGGGGGGGGCUGAGACACCGCUGGUUCGGUUUUAAUUCCACCUCAGACCCCAAAGACUUUCGAAAGGUGACCGUCUGAGCUACAUCUCGUAGCUGGUGGUGGGUUUUCUCUUGUUCUGUAGCCAUAAUCAUGCAUCAAAAACUAGAAUAUGAACGGAUUUAACCUUUAUUUUAGCAUCUUAAACGUUGCAUGCAGGAGAACAGGUGCAUCAAAGAUCCCCUGCUGCACAUGACUCACAAACUUUAAACUGAACACCUGUUGCUCUGAGGUGAAACGGCACACACAGGGAUUAUCUGGUAUUUAUAGCCCCAAGCAUGGUCUGUAAUUCAGUGAGAUUACUCCCAUCUCCGCCCCCUCCUCUUACCCUGUCGGGUUGGUUCAUCUCAUCCCCGUACUCCUGAGAACUGCAACCUCCAUCUUUAUCAGGAAAAAGUUCCAGAACCAUCUUUGAGAGACAGAGCCCGUGCAUGUGGUACCAGAUGGACUCCAUGGAGAAGACACAAGUCUGCAGCUUCUGCUGAUGAUCAGAUGUGACUACGUUCCCCAGCAGAGUGAAAAUGCAGAUGGUGAAAGGCACACGGGACUCCUUUAAAUAUUUAAAUGAACUUUUUCAAAUCUAUUAUUUUUAUUUCCUGUAUCUGGCUGUGACUCGGUCAGAGGGGAUGCAUUUAAAAUUCCACAACCAGCUGCACUUUACCCCACAUGCAUUUCCCGGCCUGUGACCCAACUUCUCCCUCCUGGUCGUGAAUGAUUCCUGAUUGUGAUGCAAGAAUUUUUACUUUUCUUUUUCAUUCGUUUUUUUUUUUUUCACAGAGAAAAUUCACAAAUCUCAGCCAAAACCUGCAAACCCAUAAUGCAGCAGCGCCGAACCGUUAGAUGUAAAAUAUUGUUUAAAACAAACUGGAAUGGCAUUCUGACUUCGUUUAUAAUGUGUGUAAAGGAGAUGUUACUCCGUAAUCCAUUCUUCCAAAUACUUUACUGUAGUUUUCUUUGGCAUUAUUCAGAUUGGGAAUUCUGGGAUUCCUGGUUUAGUGCGAGAGUUGAUCUCUGAGACGUUUUGGAGUCUGUGCUUCUGGCUUCCCGUCUGUAGAGCACAGGAAACCAGACCUGGCAUUGUGGGCUAUGCAUGCAUAGUGACUCAUUCUGAUACACUGUGGUUCAAGUUCAGAGUAAAAGGUGUAUGUGUCGUCACAUUAAAAUAAAAACAACCUCUGCUCCUGGUAUGGUGUUAAAAUGAGGUAAAUCGUCGUAAAACAGUUGAACAGUCAAAGGCAGAAGUCGAGGAGUAAACCAGCUGAUGAUCAUGUAGCCUAUGGAAACACAUUCAUCAUAUGUUGAGGAAUUUCUUCUUCAGCGAAGGGUAUUACCCACAAGCCAUUGCUGUGGGGAAAAAGGCUCAAGGGUCUUUUAUGGAAAUAUGUAUCUUCAAAUGACAGUAGUUCGUUUUAGGAUGAUUAAUUGAUGCUCUGAAUGUUUUAGACGAAGCAGAAAUUAAUGUAAACGCAUUUCAAAUAGUUGGUUGUUCGUUAAAAAGUUUUUAAUAAAGGUUUUUUAAAAAGUAGCACCGAGACCAGCAUCCCCGGCAUGCGUUGCGAUCGAUGACCCAAUGCUCCCCGUCUCAAUUCGGCAGUCAUUUGCACACUUGAGCACCUCGCACUCGAAGCCUUACUGCACACUUUCUCCAAGUGCACUUCACAAAAGGCCAUAGGGCGCAGUGCAAGGAUUGGGAUUGAGCCUAAAUCCUACUGCGUUUUGUUCAUCUCUCCCCAGGCUAACUGCUACUUCCUGAAACAAGAGCGCCAGAGCUUUUAUUCCAGAAAUCUACUCACGAGUCAUUCUAGUCAUACUAGAGACCACUGGAAAGGUGCUGGAAAAAAAAAAGUGAACUUGGCCUUUAAACAUCUCUACUUUGACCUCUCCCUCCGAAGGUUGUGUAUGGAAGCCCAUUCCCGCCACUCGGAUAAAAAAAAUACUGUAUCUCAUAAUGAAAUAUUAUCUCAUAAUAAUGAGAUACUAUCUCAUAAUAAUGAGAUAGCUAAGUCAUAAUUAUGAGAUAAUACUUUAUUUUUUAUCUGAGUGGCAGGAAUGGGCUUCCAUAGUUGUGUGUUUCAUGAGUCUUGUGGUUUGCUCGGAUGUGACUUUGCAGAACUAAAGCAUGUUAUCCUUUUCAAAGAGAAGUGGUUUUCUUAUGAAAACUUAAAAAAAACGUUUUUUUAUCGUAUUCCUAAGAGCUUUUUAAUUUGCUGACAUUUAACUGAAAACUGGAGAUCUGAAGCUUUUUAGUAAUUUCUCUGAACAAAACCUGUCCUGACCUUACAGAAGCCUGCUGGUUAAAUUACAUAAGUUUACUUCCUGUGGGGCUGUAAGUUGUUUUAAAAUGACGGAUGGACGGGCGAAAGCAAUUACUGUCCAUAAAUACACGUGCAGACCAGCAGCUGGCUUAGAUUUGCAGGUCCUGCCUUCCUUCUGCAUGUCCUAAAACAGGUAAAAGACACGUUUUAUUAGGAUUUACCUCAUUUUAAACUCUGCAUUUACAAGAACACUUUAAAGAGGGUGUGUUUAUUUUACUGUUUUCAUUAGUUUGUACAUAUUUUAUAGACUAAAUUGCAUUUUCCUUUACUAAUAUAUAGAAAUCCUGGGUCACUCUUUGGGUCUUUGUAGAACGCUUGUUACCUUGAAGCUCUUCAUUGUUUAUUUUUAUAGGUGUUUAAAUAAAUUUAACCAUUUUCCAAAAAAA
Messenger RNA from Nothobranchius furzeri (turquoise killifish), 6134 nucleotides. It is a transcript of the gene ddr1, whose product is annotated as discoidin domain receptor tyrosine kinase 1. Gene Ontology annotation, biological process: multicellular organism development; positive regulation of neuron projection development; positive regulation of kinase activity. Gene Ontology annotation, molecular function: protein tyrosine kinase collagen receptor activity; collagen binding; ATP binding. Gene Ontology annotation, cellular component: plasma membrane; signaling receptor complex. The record is from RefSeq and is a predicted model, not a curated record. NCBI's taxonomy places the organism in Eukaryota, Metazoa, Chordata, Actinopteri, Cyprinodontiformes, Nothobranchiidae.